Molecule: messenger RNA, 4260 nt
Organism: Closterium sp. Naga37s-1
Lineage: Eukaryota; Viridiplantae; Streptophyta; Zygnematophyceae; Desmidiales; Closteriaceae
Source: the annotation of a GenBank genome assembly
AUGGAGCGGGUUAGCGCCGCCGCCGCCGCCGCCGCCGCCGUUGCCGCUAUGGGUGGCCCGGGCAGCGGCGGCAGCAGCGGCAGCGGCGGCAGCGGCAGCGGGAUAAUGGACGCGUCGUUCCUUCGGCCGCGCGGCCGCUCGUCGCUAUCCGUGUCGCACAGACGCGCCACGGAAGGCGACCCGACGCCGGGCGAACUCAGCGAUACUCAGGGUCGGAGGCCGUACCCCACAGGCGACCCUGGCAUGGACGGCUACCGCAGUGCUGGUGACUACGGCAGAAGAUCUAUGCUCAGCGAUAGCGAGUACACGCGCCGGCCCACAAUGCUGAGGGAGAGGGGAGACGUGUACCGCAGCUCACGACAGACGGGGCCGUCUCUCUCCUCCCUCACGGGCUCGUCUCUAGAUCCAGUAGACUCUGCCUUUUCUCAAGCCGCAGCUUACACCUCUCGCUUCCAGCAGCAACACCAGCAGCAGCAGCAGCAGGUGCCGCCGUCACAGCAGCAGCAGCAGCAGUACCAGCAGCAGCCGCCUUCUCUGCUGGACGGAGGGAAUACAACACUGGGAGGCACGGGCGUGGCAGCCGCAACCAGAUCUGUGGAGCGCUACAUGUCGUACCUCUCGGGCCGCUCCUCUAGACGGCCCAACCUGGCAGCCAACCCCAACCCUCUCCUCAUCCCCGCCGCCUCCUCAGGGGCAUUCGCUGGUUCCAAUAUAAGUCCCACGAGUGAGCCCGAGGCCAAUGCGUUCCGCAGGCACCGCAGCCGGCGACGAGCCAUACAGGAGGACCGCAUGGCCCUGGGGGGCAGCAGCAGGAUGCACAUGCUGCACACGCGGUCAGGCGCCCUGCAAGGCACGGCAUCCCCAGGGGAGGGCGGCAGCGGCGGGAGCAUAGUGGGCAUGGGCAUGGGGCACGGGGCGAGUGGGGCCGUCAGUGAGAACGAGGGCGCCAUGAUGAUGAUGGGCGGAGGAGGAGGGGGCGGUGGUGGGCGCAUGGCGGGGUAUGGCCUUGGCCUUGGGCAUGGCGGGGCGUACCGCAUGGCUCGAACUCCCUCCUCCAACUCCAUUGAUGGCGGGACGGACUCUGGGCCUGAGGGCGUUGGGGGCAUGGGCGUGCAUGCAGGAGGCAUGUCAUCAGGAGGGCACAUGAGCAUGGGCAUGGGCAUGGGCAUGGGCAUGGGCAUGAGUAUGGGCAUGGGUGGGUUGGAGGAUGGGUAUGUGUCAUCGCCAGCAGGAGGCAUCACGAGUCCCAUGGCAGCAGCUGCUGCAGCGGCUGUUGCUGCCUCGUUCUUUCUACUCCAUCCCCUCGUUCCUUCAUACCCCUCCUUUCCUCCUCUCUCAUGCGAGCCAUACCCUACCCUCUCCUUCCAACCCCAACCCCAACCCUGCCCCACCGCUGCCCACCGCAGCAGCAGUCCGGAGCACCCGUUCAUAUCAGCGAGGGCCAAGGCGUCACUGGGCCUCAUGAACCGCAGGGCAGCCGACUCUGCCAUCGCCUUCAGGCGGAGUGGAGCAGGGUCAGAGGAUGCUGAUACUCCCCAGGGCUCCCUCAGCUCCAUCAACUCAGAGGGGCACCUGUCGUCUGCGCCAGGCUCGAGCACCACGUUCAAGCCCACCCCUCCUCCGCGGCGCAACAUGGGCGAGCCAUCAGCCCCCCGCGGUCGUCGGCGCGCCACACUGGAAGUCAGUGACGAGGUGGCCAAGAAGGUGCGUGAGUACAACGAGCUAAUCCGGAGGGACAGGAGGGCGUUGAGGGUGGAGCCCCCAGCACCACCCGAUGCAGCAGCGCCAGGGGAUGGAUCAGACCCCUCUGUGCUACCAUCCCCCCUUCCGCUCGUGCUGCCCGCUGCUGCUGCUGCCGCUGCUGCCUCUGCCAUGCGGGUGUGCCCCAUGUGUCACCAGCCGUUGCCUCGAGGCUCUUCAUUAGCCACCACCCCGGCCACUCCCGCCCCGACUGCCGCUCUCGGGCCUGACCCAUUUGCCCUCACGCCCAGCUCUGCUGCUGCCGCUGCUGCUGCUGCCGCCGCCCCAGAUGCACCCAGCCUGGGUGCCUCUGGUGGGUUCAGGGAUUCUUUGGAGCAACGGACUGUUGCUACUGCUGCGGGGGGAGCAGCAGCAGCGGCAGGGGCGGGACAAGCAGCGGCGGCAGCGGCAGGACUAUCAGGAGGAGUAGGAGGAGGAGGAGGAGAAGGGGUUGCAGGGCUAGAAGGGUUUGGAGGGCGUGGUGAAGGGGCGGGAGAGCAGAUGACAGCAGCAGGAGCAGAUGGGGUGGGGCAGGCGGAGAGAAGGGAGGGGGAUGAAGCAGGAGCGAGUGAUCAAACAGGUGGUGAGGGAGUGGAGGGGUUGGGGAGGAGUGCGGUGCUUGAGAGAGUGAGGGAGACGGGGAGUGGUGCAGUGUUGAAUAGCCUUGAGAGAUUGGUGGAAGAGGAGGGUGAGACAACGCGUGAGGAUGGGGGAUCAGGGGCAGGGGAGAGGCAGGGCGAGGGAAGCAGCAGUGCGAGGAGGGGCAUGGAUGGGGGGCAAGGGGAGAAGGGUGAUGGACAUGGGCGUAUGGGGACAGUCGGGGGAGAAAGAGAGUCUAUACAAGGUAGUGAAGGGCGAGAAGGUGGGGGUGGGGGAGCUAGUGAGGGAGAGGGACGAAGAGGAGGAGGUGGAGCAGAGGGAGGUGCAGAGAGCGAAGCAGAGAGAGGAAUGACAGAGGAUGCAGGGGGCAGAAGGCAUGACAGAGGGCCGGAUGGGCGUGAGGGAAGAGAAGCGGGUGCGGUGGAGGCGAGAGGGAGAGAAAAGGUUGAUACAAGGGAAGGGAAGCGUGAGAGCGGUGGGGGCGAGGACAGGGAAGGAGGCAAGGGUGACGUUUCUAAGAGCGCAGAUGAUGGGGAUGAAGGGGAUGUGGCUAGCAGAGGAGAUGAGAGUUCAAAGGAAGCUAUUCAACAACAAGUGCCGGCUCCCCCAGCACUGUCGCUGCAGCAGGAACAGAAGCAGCUGGAGCAGAAGGAGGAGAAGGAGCAGCAGCAGCAGCAGCAGCAGCAGCAGCAGCAGCAACAACAACAACAACAACAACAACAGCCGCAGCCGCCACAGCAGCCGCGGAUACAGCAGCUGCUGGUUCGGCAGCAGACAGACUCUGCAGAAACCACCCCCUUGUCCUCCCCGCCCAAAGCACACUCCACCAACCCCCACACACCCACCACUGGCCUCUCACCGCAACCCCCUUCCUCCCUCGCCAUCUCCUCUCACCACCCCUCCUCCUCCUCUCUCUCCCCCCACCCUCCUCCCUCUGGCAACCCCCUGGUCUCGCAACAUGGUGCAGCCCCCUUAUUGGGAUCAGCUAGUCACGUGGGGGGGACAGUGGUGGGGGGAGUGAGGGUUGGGGCAGGAGCAGGGUCAGGGUGGGUGGGGCCGGGGGCAGCGGCGGGUGCGGUGCAGCAGCUGUCGUUGCUGCCGCAGCAGGAGUGGACCAUUGAGUUCUCGGAGCUCAGGCUGGGGAUUCGCGUGGGCGUUGGGUCGUUCGGGGAGGUGUUCAGAGCGGUGUGGCGCGGCACAGAGGUGGCGGUGAAGAUGCUGUGGGAGCAGGACGCCAAGCCCGAGGACACGGAGGACUUUUACAACGAAAUUGCUCUGCUCAGCCGCCUGCGCCACCCCAACGUGAUUCUGUUCAUGGGGGCGUGCACGGUGCCCCCGCACCUCUCCAUGGUGACAGAGUACAUGCACAUGGGGUCGCUCUACCGCAUCAUCCACUCGCGCGAGCCCGGCCAGGGCGGCGAGUCCCUCAGCUGGAAGCGCCGCUACAAGAUGCUCAGGGAUAUCUGCAGGGGCAUGCUGUGUCUGCAGCGCAUGAGCAUCAUUCACCGCGACUUGAAAUCAGCCAACUGUUUGGUGGACCGGCACUGGUGUGUGAAGGUGUGCGACUUUGGGCUGUCGCGCAUCGCCACCAACGGCCACGUGGUGGGCCGCACCGCUGCCGGCACGCCCGAGUGGAUGGCGCCGGAGCUGCUGCGCAACGAGCGGUGCUCCUUCAAGUGCGAUGUGUUCAGCUUGGGAGUGAUCAUGUGGGAGCUUGCUACACUGCGCCGCCCCUGGGAGGACUGCAACGGGCCGCUGGAGGUGGCAUAUGCUGUUGCGCAUCACAACUCGCGCCUCCCUGUCCCCAGUACCAGCCUAGGCCGCCUCAUCUCAGAUUGCUGGAAGGAAGACCCUGACCAGAGGCCUGAUUAUGAGGAGAUUCUGGAGAGGUUGCACGAGUGCGAAUACAUGGACUCGUAA